AUGCCAUCUAUUUCAAGUGUUUCAUUAGCAAGAAUGGAGAUACUUAAAUAUUUUUAUUUAUCCAACAAUCUCCUAACAACAUUGCCAGAUUCACUCUAUCUAAUUAAAGAUAUGAAGAAACUCGAUAUUCAAAAUAAUAAUUUCGAUGCAAAAGAAAAAGCAUGGAUUGAAGGAAUAUUUCGAGUGACAAAUACUACUGUUGGUGUUUGA
This is a messenger RNA of Adineta steineri, 210 nucleotides long. The record is from the annotation of a GenBank genome assembly. NCBI's taxonomy places the organism in Eukaryota, Metazoa, Rotifera, Eurotatoria, Adinetida, Adinetidae.